Messenger RNA from Pecten maximus, 3198 nucleotides. RefSeq names its product anaphase-promoting complex subunit 2-like. Gene Ontology annotation, molecular function: ubiquitin protein ligase binding. Bases 25 to 2358 code for a protein of 777 amino acids. Lineage: Eukaryota; Metazoa; Mollusca; Bivalvia; Pectinida; Pectinidae. The record is from RefSeq and is a predicted model, not a curated record. Gene Ontology annotation, cellular component: anaphase-promoting complex. Gene Ontology annotation, biological process: ubiquitin-dependent protein catabolic process. The transcript has 12 exons.
CAAUUUCGUGUAUUUCUUUCCAAGAUGGCGGUAAAUGUGGAGGUUGUGAAUCGUGCAUGGACUGUUGUAUGCGAAUCUCUUACACCAGGAAAGAUACAAAGACCUCUCAGCAAUUCUGAAGUAGAAUUUCAAAACUCUGUUCAAAUUUUAAUCCAAAAUAGUCUAGGUCAUAUCAUUGAGGAAUGGUUUCUAGAAAAUCUGCAGCAAUAUCUACGUCUUCAAGUCGCCUCCAAAUUUUGGUCAUAUUUUGAGCCUUCUACCAACAGUGAUGCUGCUGUGGAUCAUACAGAACAGUUAUCUCAAGCUGUGGAUUAUCUCCACACAGUUGUGUCAGACUAUGUGCCAUGCUUCAGUAGGCUGGAAUCUGUCAGCCAGCUGAGCCAAUGUCGUAAGCCAUCACUGUUGAUCCAUGCUGGCUCUCUGUCCAGCACGUUCAUAUUAUUGAUUAAGGCAGUCGUAUUUAACCUUAUCCCACGUACAUUCAAGGAUGCAGUGGACUUGUUUUACUCAGAGGCAUUCAAGGUCUUCCACCACAGCAGUUCAGAAGAGGAACAAGAUGGUGAUGAUGAAGAAGAGUUGACAGGUUGUAAGGGGUGUGGCCAGGGAAUGGAGAGGUGUCGUUGUCAGGACAUCAUGGUCAGAUUCCACAAGCUUAAUGCCAAGUUAGAUGAUAUUGGGAUACUGGAGCGUGUGUCGGGUUCAGCUGUGACUGCCAUUGUCCAUGAGAGAAUCAAACAGCAUGUGGAGAGCACCUGUAAAGGGAACUUUGAAACAUCUUACCUGGAUAAUCUACAAAAUUGGUUGGAGACAAAAGUGCUAGGCUGGCUACAUCUUGUUUAUUCUGAUGAAAGACGUCACACCACUGCAGACUGCAUAUCAGGAUUUAAAGGCAGACUACUCCACUUCCUGUUUGAGACAUUUGCUAAAACACAGAUUGAUCAGCUUUUCAACAUUAUCAUAGAGUACCCAGAGUCAGAACCAGCAAUAUUAGAUCUGAAAGUUUGCCUGGAGAAAACAGAUCAGCGACCGCAUCUGGUUACUUCACUGAAGUCGGCCUUGGAGACAAGACUCCUGCAUCCAGGUGUGAACACUUCUGAUAUUCUCACUGCAUACAUUGCUGCUAUCCGGGCUCUCAGAGUGCUUGAUCCCGCAGGGGUGAUUUUAGAACUUGUCUGUGACCCUGUCAGGAAAUAUCUGAGGUCUCGAGACGAUACUGUGCGCUGUAUUGUCUCAAACUUGACUGAUGAUGGGAGCAAUGAGUUAUUAGAUGAACUCAUCAAAGGUCAGCCCCUACUUUUAGAUGAGGGUUGCCAUAGUGACGAUGAGGAUGAAGACUGGGAGAAGUGGAUCCCAGACCCUGUGGAUGCUGAUCCUUCUACAACAUCCAAGAGCAGACGAGCCUCCGACAUCAUUAGUAUGUUAGUGAACAUCUAUGGCAGUAAAGAACUAUUUGUGAACGAGUACCGAACUCUUCUCGCAGACCGCAUCCUUACUCAGUUUAAUUAUGACAUAGAGAAGGAAAUCCGCUACCUUGAGUUACUCAAGUUGCGGUUUGGAGAAGCACAGCUCCAUUAUUGUGAAGUGAUGCUGAAGGAUGUUGCCAACUCUAAACGUCUCAAUUCCCGAGUGGUUGAGGAGAGAUCUAAAGGGACACCAGAGGAGAUUGAAGUAAAUGCUAUGAUCCUGUCCGCCCAGUUUUGGCCGGCGUUCCGAGAGGAGAAAAUAGCCCUGCCAGAGAUAAUGCAGAACUCACUAGAGAGUUACACUAAAGUAUAUGAAACACUGAAAGGCAAUCGUACACUCAACUGGAAACCUCACCUUGGCUUGGUAAAUGUAGACAUUGAACUCAAAGAUAGGACCUUAACCUUCAAUGUGUCGCCUGUCCAUGCAGCCAUCAUUAUGCAGUUCGAAAAUCAAGCACGAUGGACUAUAGAGGAGCUAAGCAAUUUCCUACAAAUGCCUGCCACUGCACUACGGAGGAAGAUUGCAUACUGGCAGACCCAGGGGCUACUCAAAGAGGAAACUACAGACACUUUCAUCCUCAUAGAGGAACAUAAAGGACGUACACAUGACGUCAUCAUUACUGACGACGAUGAAGCAGAAUCUGCCAUGGCAUCUGCUCAUGCCCAGAGGGAAGAAGAGCUACAGGUAUUCUGGUCCUAUAUAGUAGGCAUGCUAACUAACCUGGAGAGUUUACCCUUGGAGAGGAUACAUAGCAUGCUGCGUAUGUUUGCCAUGCAGGGACCAUCUGCGCUGGAAUGUAGUGUACCCGAGUUAAAGGAGUUCCUCGACAGAAAAGUCAAGGAGCAGAAACUGAUCUAUUCUGCAGGAGUGUAUCGACUCCCCAAACCCAGCUGAGCAUACCUAAAUAUACACCGAGGAUGAGAGAUCUUUCCACGCCAGAGAUGGAAACAUUUCAUUAGAACAGGCUGGUCCAGUGUAGCUUUAGGAAAUGUACUGGUACACUCAAUAUUGAGUCUGGACUGACCCAAGCAGUGAGCGAUUCAACUGUCAGACUAUCUCGCUGCUUCUGUGUCCAGAUUCCACAGAUAGCAUCAGUCUAUAUUGGAUUAACUGACCAAACAAAGAAAAGAUAGGUGACCAUUACCGUGUCUAUAUCAAACUGACUUGUGUUAUUAAUGACAGAACUUCUGAAGAUUUUAGUUUGUGUUGACUAAAGUCUUUAGUUUGUGUUGACUAGUCGGUGUUAAUCACGCUAUGGUCAAUGAUGACAUAAUCAGUGAGAUCAGAAACCUGCCCCUCUGGUAUAUAGAUUGACAAAUGACAAAGAUGCACCCAUUCAUUGUGAUCCCUUAACUCACUUGUGCUACAUGAGUAAAGCUGAGCUAUGAUGAAUUGACCACAAUUGGUUGAACUUAUUUGUGUAUUACUUUCAAGUUCUAGAAUACCACCUACAUAACAGAUAUUUGUGACUGCAUAAUAUGCUCUAAAGUAUAUAUUAUAUUCUGUGUUUGUUGUAGGGAUUUAGUCUAACUGUCUGAAUACACUAUCUAAACUGAAUAAUUCUCCUGUGAAAGUGUUAAGAAUUAUCAUGAAAACAUAAAGUGAAAAAUCUAAAACCCAGCCUAAAAAUUAACAACUGUGCUACUUGUUUUGGUUGAAGAUUUAAAAGAUGAAAUCAUUACUAUUUAAAUUUGUUGAUAUGUUGCAUUAAAACUGUGAUAUUAAUGUUUAAAA